Messenger RNA from Dermatophagoides farinae (American house dust mite), 1440 nucleotides. RefSeq names its product enoyl-CoA delta isomerase 2. The record is from RefSeq and is a predicted model, not a curated record. Gene Ontology annotation, molecular function: fatty-acyl-CoA binding. Lineage: Eukaryota; Metazoa; Arthropoda; Arachnida; Sarcoptiformes; Pyroglyphidae.
CUGAGCUACUUGUGUACCUGCAUUUGAAAGUGUUUGUUUAUCAAUUGAAUUGAAAUUAUUCAGAAAAAAAGACAAUGAAUCGAAAUCUUGGAAUUUUGGCCAAAUAUUUUGGCAAUUCAUUGAUAAGAAAUCAAAAAUGUUUCAUUUCAAAUCGAAAUUAUUUGCCAAGUUUGAUGAAAGCUCAACAAAUCAGCUAUGCAAAUAUUCAUGAUUUAACAAAACGAAAAUUCUCAUCAUCAUCAUCAUCAUCAUCGCAUCAAGAUCAGAUUGAAAAAGAUUUUCAAACAGCUAUUGCUAAUUUUCCAAAAAUUAUCAACGCUGAUAAUGAUACAAAAUUACGACUAAUUGCUCUCUGUAAACAAGGUAGUAUUGGACCUUGUACCGGUGAUAAACCAUCAAUGUUUAGUGCAAGUGAAAAAGCUACAUAUCAAGCAUGGAAAUCGUUAGGUGAAAUGUCACAAGAUGAUGCAAAAAAAGAAUACAUUGAAGUUGUUAAUAAAUUAUUGAAUGAAAAUCCGGAUAAAUCGACAAAACAAAAAGAACCUGAACUUGUAUUCGAAGAACGUGAUCAAGUUUAUUGGAUUAAAUUAAAUCGCCCCAAACAAUAUAAUGCUCUUACACCGGAAAUGUAUCGAGGACUGAUUGAUGCUUUGAAACGAUCGGCUGAAGAUCCUGGUAUUAAAUUUACGGUCAUCACUGGUAAUGGUCCAUAUUUUUCCAGUGGUAAUGAUUUAAAUAAUUUUCCACGAGCCAUUGAAGAAUUUGAUGGUGAUAUACCGAAAGCAAUGGAUGUAUCACGUGCCCUUUGUCAAGAAUUUGUAUCGGCUUUUAUUGAUUUUCCUAAAAUGUUAAUUGGUGCCAUUAAUGGACCUUGUUUUGGAAUCAUGUUCACAACGUUGGGCCUAUAUGAUUGUGUCAUCGCUACGGAAAAAGUUUUUUUCACCUGUCCUUUUUCAUCGUUGGGACAAUCACCUGAAGGUUGUUCGACACAUACAUUUCCACAAAUAUUUGGCCCAUCAUUAGCAUCGGAAUUAUUGUAUUUUAAUUAUCGAAUGCCAGCUGAAGAAGCUCAUCGUUUAGGAUUAGUAUCACGGAUCGUUCCAUCUGAUAAACUACAAAAUCAUCUUGAAGAAUGGCUAUAUAGUGAAAAAGGACUGGUGAAAACAUGUUAUCCAAAUUCAAUGUUCAAUGCAAAAGGCAUUGUACGUAAUGAAGAAACCCGAUUAAAGUUACAUGAAAUCAACAAAGUUGAAUGUGAUUUUCUACAACAAAGUUGGGCAUCUGAAGAAUGUGCUGAUGCAUUACAAAAAUUUUAUUCACGAAAAUGAAUUGUGUGUGUGAAUUUUUUGAUUUUUCAUCAACAAACAAACAAAUGCAGAUUACAAAUACAAUCAGCUGAUUUAAGAAUUAAUAAUAAAAAAAAAUCUAUUUAAACACAAA